UGUGAAAAUACAUGUCAUACAGAUACAGAUACAGAUACAGAGAGUCAGAGAGGUGACCUAUAACCACCUAUUAGCCUAACAAAAGAAGAGAGAGGGGGGGAAAUGGGAGGAGUUGGAGCGUUUUGGGGGACGAGGGUGAUGGAAAUAGUGAAGAAGCAUGAUUCGGGAGGUCUUGUUUGGAAGAGAAUUAAACUCACCACCACCAGAAAAGCUAAUGCCAAGAAGAGACUUCUUAGGGUUUGGCAGAAUGAAGCUGUGUUGAAGGCCUGUGCUGAACCUCCACCUUCAAAAACUUCAGUUGCUGGUGCCGUUGGAAUAGUGGAGAAGGAUGGCAGCAACACCCUGUCAUGACCCAACAGAUCGAGUCAGAGCAGGAGAUGAGCCUGAAAUGCCUGUGGCUCCUUUCUUCAUGCAGCUGAUUAUUAUUAUUACUAAUACUAUUUUUGUCUCCAGGACUUGAACUAUAUCAAUUAUAGACACGCUGUUGUUUCUUCUGUUAGAAAAAAUCUAAAGGGGUCUGUCUCUGUGGUGCAUCCUCUAAAAUGUUUUACCAGCUCAUUGCUCUUGGAGAGUCAUUUUUUUUCAUCCAAGUAAUAUUCAUAAUUUACAAUUUUGGAUUUGGUGCUUGUAAUACUUGAUAAUCAAUCAUUCACCAGCUAUAACAUAUUUCAUCCAA
Molecule: messenger RNA, 676 nt
Organism: Cornus florida
Lineage: Eukaryota; Viridiplantae; Streptophyta; Magnoliopsida; Cornales; Cornaceae
Exons: 2
Coding region: 103-351 (82 amino acids)
Source: RefSeq, a predicted model, not a curated record